UCGCUCUGCAGGAGCUGUCCAGCAACUCGGUCCUGAAACUUGUCCCGAGGACCUCGAUUGAAACAGAUUCCAAUGAAGGCUUAACUUUUUAGCAAAGAGUGACUUGUAAAUGUUAAUGCGUCAGUACGUGAACAAAGGUAAUAAAAUAUGUUUGGUAUGUUCCGUAAAGGAAGAGUCGUUCGCCCGUAUUUACGGAAGCACUGAAUGCGGAAUCCACUGAGGGCUGCAGACUGGAAAUAAGAUCGACAGACGUGUUGUGAGCUAAGGGGGAACGAGAGAUUGAGUAAGGUGUGGAGAACUGCUCACUCUCUCAGCAUUAUGUCCUGGUCUCUGGACUUAGUGCCUCUUCCCCCAUGCGCACUGUUGGGUGGUCCCCCCCUAAGCGGGCUGCUCUGGACCGUACUUCUCCUCUUUUUAUGGUACUGCUACCGUGUUGGUUCUGACCCACCGUCUCAUUCUGGACUGCACAAAACCAGCUCCUCGUUCUCCCGGUCAUCCAGCCGAUCGCCUGUUGACCCCAGGCACUCUGCACCUAAAACAUCCGCGGCGAUCGGCAUGGAAACGGUGGAGGAAGAGGAGGGGCCCGAGAGCUACCUGACACCUGUGUUGAGCCAUGCCCCUUUCCCCACCGAAGUCGCCGCAGAAAGCAGGAAGUUGUACAGAGCCCUGCAAGAGUACGCAAAACGUUACAGUUGGGCCGGCAUGGGUCGCAUUCACAAGGGUCUGCGCAAUCAGGCUAAAAUCACUGAACGCCCGUCCAUUCAGAAGCCUCAUCUCUUCUACCUCCCAGAUGUUCCCAGCAUCCCUUUCUUUCCCAGGGAUGCUCAUCGUCAUGACAUUGAGGUUCUGGAGGCCAGUUAUCCCAUAAUCCUCGCUGAGUUCCAGGCAGUCUACCAGAGGGGAAAUGAUACAAAGUUUGGGUGGACCUACCAAGGACCAAAAGGCCAGGCUGUAUUCCCUCUCUAUAAUGCUGGGGGGUGUGUGGCCGGUAACUGCCGUGCAUGUCCGUGUACAUAUCGAACCCUCCUGUCUCUCAGAACCUUCAUCAGUAGUAACUCUCUGGGGUCUGCUGGGUUCUGGCUCCUGGGCCCUGGAACCACACUGGGAGGGUCAUACGGUCCUACAAACACCCGUCUGCGCUGCCAGCUUGGUCUUCAAACACCUGCUCAAUGUGAGCUGGUGGUGGGUGGCGAGCCACAGUGCUGGUCAGAGGGACACUGCCUCCUAGUAGAUGACUCCUUCCUGCACACUGUCUCACACAAUGGGGGAGCUGAAGACGGUCCCAGGGUCAUCUUCAGCGUGGAUCUCUGGCAUCCUAAUGUGGCUGCAGCAGAGAGACAGGCCCUGGACUACAUCUUCGCCCCUGAGCAGUAGUUCCAACUUAAUUUCCCAGGAUGCACUAGUCAAACCCCUCCCCCAUGGUGAAACGCCAAAAUGUUAUUUAUUUAAAAUUUGAAAUUUUCUUAGUUAAAGGACACACUGUGAAUAUGUACCAGUCAAUUCCUGCAUAUUCAGUGUGUGUGUCAUUGUUCAACACAAACGUUCAUUUACAACAGCAGUUUCCUAAAUUUCUUAUCAACAUAGGCUACAACCAAUAAUACAGAUCAGACAGUUUAUAGACUACGUUGUGCUCUGUGAUUCUGAGCACAGAGAUACUGUGAUGUCAUACAAACAACUAUUUCCGAACAUCUUAUAACUGACUUGUGCCUGUUUUAAAAAAUCCCGCACUCGUGUUACGUAAUUUUUGUGCCUGACUUCCUCCUCUCCUGACCUCUCUGAUGUAUACUGUGAUGGUUCUCCGUAAAUACUGUACAAGUGUGACUCAUGCCUACGCUACAUUGUUUUAUUACAUCAGAUGUAAAUAUAUUUUCAGACCUGUGAAGCACACACUGAAGACAAUAUACUGUAUACGACCGGACUACUUGCAUGCACAUAGCCAACAAUGCAUCUAAUGACUUUUGUGUAAAUCAAUUGUGAUGAACUAAACUGAUGUGAUU
Triplophysa rosa is the source of this 1997-nucleotide messenger RNA. It is a transcript of the gene asphd1, whose product is annotated as aspartate beta-hydroxylase domain containing 1. The record is from RefSeq and is a predicted model, not a curated record. Bases 319 to 1374 code for a protein of 351 amino acids. NCBI's taxonomy places the organism in Eukaryota, Metazoa, Chordata, Actinopteri, Cypriniformes, Nemacheilidae. The transcript has 6 exons.